This is a messenger RNA of Xenia sp. Carnegie-2017, 2461 nucleotides long. RefSeq lists its product as uncharacterized. The record is from RefSeq and is a predicted model, not a curated record. The transcript is spliced from 3 exons. Lineage: Eukaryota; Metazoa; Cnidaria; Anthozoa; Malacalcyonacea; Xeniidae. The coding region runs from base 289 to 2010 and encodes 573 amino acids.
AUGAGUUAAUUACUAACCCUCUAUGACGUCCUGACUAAUAAUAAUACAAAUAUUUGUGUUCUUUAAUCAAUAAAUAAAGAACAAGUAACGCUGUCACGACAACUCUUAAAAAACUCAAGAUGAGAAAUAUAUUUCAAACAUUAACAGGGAAGUUUGCAGCUAUCCACGUAGCAAAACAGUAUUCGACUGCAUUUGAUGGUUGUAAUCUAACGUAGACAAAAAUUGUGAAGAAGUGAUAGCUGGCAAAAUUAACGAUUAAUAAACGAAGCAAAAACAGAAGAAAACUCAAUGGAUCCAGUAACGGAAGGUUUUGGUCUGAUAGCGGUUGUUGCAAAAAGUGGGAAAUCACUACUGGAACUAUUAGGUGUGAUUGAAAGCAACUUAGACGCACUAAAAGGAAUGUGUAAAAAGGAUGUACAAAGUAGCCUCUGUCAUUACGAAAAAGGCAUUGAAAGACUGAACCUCGCGGAGUCUAAAAAAGAAGAAUUGGAAAAAAUAGAAGAGCGACAGAAGUUGGCUCAAGAGUCUUUUAUAGAGGCAGACAAAGAAGCAAGCAAUGCAUUUCACAACGAAUCAUUAAAAAUUGAAGAAAGAAUAAUAGCGUGCUUGGUUUGCAUCGCAAGUUCUAUCCUACGACAUUAUAAUGAUAGCGAGGCAGCAGAAAAGGAUUCAAUGGUAUACCUAAAAAUAUUACAUUCAUUGCCCGAAAUUGGAAAGAUGUUUUCAAAAAUGAAACCAGCACUUUUCAAAGACGAGAGGGCUAUAAACGUUGACAAUGUAAUAAUAAUCAAUUUAUUGUUGGCGAAUUUCAUGUCCAUUAACCCAUCCAAAAGUUACGCAGUUCUUGAUUGGCCAUUGAUUAAAUGUGGUGAGAAAAUGUUUCAUCCUUUGUAUUUUAAAGAAGUUGAAAGAGUCACGAGUUCCUCAACACCUUGGCACGAAUAUCAUUUUCGCAUGGAUGAAAGUGACCUAUUUGUCUACAAACAAAUCACAAUAACCAACGAAGGAGAAAUGCUGAUUUUUUCUGGAAAAAAUCUCCAAAAAGUCGACAGUGAAACAGGAAAGCUUCAACCGUGGUGUAAAGAAAGUUGUGAGAUUGAUGAUUCGGAAGUUAAAUGUAUGACAGUUGGUAACAAUGGCGUGGUAUAUGUUCUUUCUGGUUGUGAAAGUAAAAAGACUUAUCAAUUGACAAUGUUUCAACAAGAUGGCACAAUCCAACAGUCUACAUUAAAGUUCCUGGGCAACAAAGACGGACGAAAUCUGCUCAUGUCUGUAACACAAGAUGAAAGAAUUGUUGUUGCAUUUGUUGAAGGUGACCAGAGGAAUAUCACCGUGCGUGGAUGUUACAAAGAUGGUGAACUCUUUCUGAAGAAGUUGAAGGAAAAAGGUAAACCUUCUCUAAUCUUUGGUGAGAUGAAAACUUUCACUGUUUCUUCUGAUAACAAAAUAGCAAUCAUAGUAUACCGAGAGGAGCGUUUUCGCAAAUUUCAUAAACUCCUCACCUACAGCAUGGAAGGUGAUCUAAUAAAAGUCAUGAAGUUCGAUCCAACUCUGAAAGAAAUCAGAGCGUAUGAUGAAGUAAUUUAUACACCCGACAUCGGCACCAUAACAGGUUACUACUUCAAUAAAUCUGAUUCAAAGUUAGUGGUUGAGAUUUUCUCUACUGUGACCAAGAAACAUCACUUGUCGCUCGUGCUGAUGAAAACAGAAUACGACUCAGGAAUGUUUGACGAUAAGUUUCGUUUUGUUCAACACGCUAACGGAAAGGUGGCUUUGGUUACAAAAGAGCGUGUACUUCAUUUGAAAAAAAGCUUUGCCCUAGAGGAAUCGUUCGUAUCGCACAUAAAUUCUCAGAGUAAGUCGAUUGUGGAAAAGAAUAAAAAAACUUUUCCUGGCAGGAUACUUAGCUUUUUUUCAGCGAAAAAGUUUCCUGGGAACAUGGUUAGGUUGAAAAUAAACCUUACAGCAAGAAAAGGUACAAAAACGGUUGACAAUUCGAAAUCGAAAUAGCCAAAAAGCUCAGUAGACCCCAAUAGGUCGAACCCAGAAGGGAGUUCCAAGAAUCCUAAUAUAGAGGUACCAGAACGAUGUUCAGUGGCUAACCGUAUUGCUCAAUUUGAAAGUAAAAAGUGACGAGAAUCUAUAAACUCUCUCGUGAAAAUACAUUUUUGCAAUACAACUAUGGCUUGAAAGCUUUUAAGCCAUUUUCUUAGGCUUCUUCAAGCUGCAAAAAUAUUAUGAUUAGAAAUUUUCAAAGAAACGUUUUUCCACUUUCUCGCACAGUUCACUUUCGUAUAAGUCAAUUUAUCAAAAUGUAUUUAUCAAGGUGCCCGUCAUUUAUUUACAUAUAUAUAUUGUAGGAUUUAAAAGCCCAAAUGUAUCACGUGAAAUUAUAAUAUGGCACUCUAGCACAUGUAUCGAACUAUCCUUUCAAAUUAAACAAUGUUAUAAAUUUGGCAAA